Lindgomyces ingoldianus is the source of this 2420-nucleotide messenger RNA. RefSeq names its product DUF803-domain-containing protein. The record is from RefSeq and is a predicted model, not a curated record. NCBI's taxonomy places the organism in Eukaryota, Fungi, Ascomycota, Dothideomycetes, Pleosporales, Lindgomycetaceae. Gene Ontology annotation, molecular function: magnesium ion transmembrane transporter activity. The coding region runs from base 183 to 2420 and encodes 745 amino acids. Gene Ontology annotation, biological process: magnesium ion transport. Gene Ontology annotation, cellular component: membrane. The transcript has 2 exons.
CUACAACACGCCUCACGGCGUCAUCACGAUGGUGCAGAUUCUACGACUUUAUAUGUCUAUCUAGCAACAUCUGUAUUCGAGCAGAUCAGCCCGCACUUUUGCACGAUUUUCCCUCUCCGCGUCCGUUGCGGUGUCUUUGCAUAAACAGCUGCGUACUACCACCGCCCGAACCUCAGCAGACCAUGAUUCUGCCUCCAUACUCUGUUGCUGCUGGCCCAGCGACCACCACACUUAAUUAUGACCUCUCCAUCUCCACGCCUACGCCCACGCCCUCUGUCCCCGGGAUGGGCAAUGAGAACUGGAGCUCCCUCAUUGGCAUCACUACCGCCAUCAUCGGCAACGUGAUGAUUUCCUUCGCCCUGAAUAUGCAGCGAUACGCACACAUACGAUUAGAGAGGGAAUGGCAAGAGAAAGAAAGACAGAGGAAGAGGAGGAGUACGUCAUAUCGGUCGAGCCAGGCGAAGACUGCAGAGGAGCGGGCUAAGGCGAAUCUGGCGAGGAAAUACCAUCCCCCGCGGCAUUCAGAGUCACUGCAUGGAGGAUUUGUUGCGACCGAGGUCGACCCUCUAAUCCAGUCGGUCGCGCUCACACAUGGCAGCACGCGCUCGCGAUCGCGACCAACCUUGGCUUCAACAGAUUCAACGUCCGGCGACGGCGACGGCUCUGAGGAAGCAGCAUACAAGCAGAAGUCAUACCUUAGGUCGCCCUACUGGUGGGCAGGUAUCAUACUCAUGACGACUGGAGAGGCCGGGAAUUUUCUUGCCUACGGAUUUGCCCCGGCCUCCAUCGUUUCCCCUCUUGGUGUCGUUGCCUUGGUCUCGAAUUGUAUAAUCGCCCCCUUCAUGCUCAAAGAGCCAUUCAGGAAACGCGAUGCUCUUGGUGUACUGGUUGCCGUUGGAGGGGCGGUGACUGUUGUCGCCUCUGCAAGCGACAACAAUCCGAAGCUGGGUCCGGGUGAGAUUUGGGAUUUGAUUACCACGUGGGAAUUUGAGACAUAUCUUGGCAUCACGAUAGCCAUUAUAAUUGCUUUAAGCGUUGCUAGUAACAGAUUUGGAGGCAAAAGCAUUCUGAUUGAUCUCGGCUUGGUGGGGUUAUUUGGCGGCUACACGGCACUCUCCACAAAAGGUGUUGCGUCAAUGCUCUCCUACACCCUUUGGCGCGCAAUCACCUUCCCUGUCACCUACCUGUUAGUCGCUAUUCUGGUCUUCACGGCGAUCAUGCAGAUCAAGUACGUCAAUCGGGCACUCCAGCGAUUUGACGCUACGCAGGUCAUUCCGGUGCAAUUUGUCCUCUUCACACUCUGCGUCAUUCUGGGGUCAGCGAUUUUGUAUCGCGACUUUGAACGCACGCCAAGUGGAGAUGCAGGCAAGUUCGUGGGAGGGUGUGCGCUGACGUUUUUGGGAGUGUGGUUAAUCACCAGUGGAAGACCGCGCAAUGGGGGUGAGGAAGAGGAGGACCGGGAGCCAGAACCCGAGGAUGCCAUCAAUCUUGUCGAUGGUGAGCGGUAUCAAGACGAGGUAGAUGGAGCUAGCAACGACGACCCCGGAGCGGGUUCACAUCGUUCAUCAACUAUCCGCCCAGCUUCACCUCCCAUUGACAUCAACCCAAGGUUCUUCACACACGAUGGCUCGCAGCCGUCAACGCCCACAACUGCCAUCACUCCGCAAAACUCGGUCCCACAAACACCAUCAACACCGUUAGACUCGGUCCCAGAAGUCCCAUCAUCACUAACUACGAAUCCUUGGGAGCAUGAAGGAUCUCAAUCGCAACCACCUUCAACUCGACUCCCACCAGCCUCCCUUAGUCGACACACACCUCACUCUACCCCUCUCCUUCCAUCUGAAGCCACUACAGCAUCAACCUCCAACCCCGAACUCGCCACACACCCUCCCAUCCCCAACACUCCCACAAGAGGUAUAUCUGACAAUGCGCUCCCGGUCACACCAAGCACACACCCUAGCCCCCUUCCGCACCGCCUUCGGAGAACCGGAACCGCAGAACGCCUAGGAUCACGGAAUUCCAUCCCUGGUCCGCUCCUCGCGAGUCCCCUCAGCACAUCUCUAAGCGCCAUGGUCGCAGACCUCAAACGAGGCGGCAGUCUGCGCGGCCCAUCAGGUGGUCACAGAAGCGAAAAUAGCGGCGAUCCACAUCCCACACGACGGAGAGAGAGCGUACUAGGAAUUGGAGCGAGUGAGCAUGAGAGGGAUACGGACGGUGAAGAGAGAUUCGGAGAGCUGCUCGAUAGGAGGAGAACGGUUAAUGAUGAUGUUGGAGCGGGACCGGAAGAGAGAUGGAGUAGGGGGAGGAGUUUGAGUGGGACGCUAGGAGAGCUUUGGAGGGGAAUUAGAGGCGGGCAUGGGGAUGAGUAUGGGGACGGUGAGAGUGAGGGUGGUGGAGGGUUUGGGGAGGAGGGGGGGUGA